Molecule: messenger RNA, 6526 nt
Organism: Pygocentrus nattereri (red-bellied piranha)
Lineage: Eukaryota; Metazoa; Chordata; Actinopteri; Characiformes; Serrasalmidae
Gene: synm
Product: synemin, intermediate filament protein
Exons: 4
Coding region: 175-3363 (1062 amino acids)
Biological process (GO): fast-twitch skeletal muscle fiber contraction; intermediate filament cytoskeleton organization
Cellular component (GO): sarcolemma; costamere; intermediate filament
Molecular function (GO): structural constituent of muscle; vinculin binding; structural constituent of cytoskeleton
Source: RefSeq, a predicted model, not a curated record
UGAUGAUGAUGAUGAUGAGCGCGCCUCCCAUUUCUGCACUUCCACACUAGUCCGCCAAGGGCUGACAGGAGCACAGCCUCUUUCUUCACUCGCACCCAUGACAACAACGGAGAGGUCAUUUGCAGUUUUAACGCAACUUGUCUAGUUUAGACGCGACGAACAAGCGAGAAGAAGAUGUUUCAGCCGCGGAGACCGUUCGAGAGCGAAAAGCACCAACUUCAGGAGCUCAACGCCAGGCUCGGCCAGUACCUGUCGAGAGCGAAGCUCCUGGAGCGAGAGAACGCCUGCCUGAUGUCGGAGAUAAGCGCGGCGAGGCAGAGCAGGUCUGAGGAGCCGGAGAGCCGACGCAUGGCUGAAGUGAGGGAGAUGAGGAGGCUGGUGGAACGCCUGUGCUUCGAGAAGAGCAAGGCGGAGGUGGAGAGAGAGAAACUCCGCAGAGAGUUCCAGGCCCUCCAGGCGCUGUGCUCGGACGAGUGCGCCGUUAGCAGGGGUCUCGGAGGAGAGCUGAGGGACUGCGAGCAGCAGCUCCGCCACGCUCAGCACACCAACGGCGCCCUGGAGCAGCGCCUCGGCGAGCUGCAGCGCGAGUACGCGUUCCUGGAAGACGCCCACAGAAAGGAGGUGGCCCACCUCAGGAGCCAGGUGCACUCGCGUGUGAUACCUGUGGUGAGCGAGGUCCGCGGUGGCCCACCGGUGGUCAGCAUGGAGGAGGUGGAGGAGUACACGCUCCACUUGUCUGAGAGCUGGCUGGACACGCUCGAGAUGUAUCGCCAGAAGGUCGAGGAGAUGGAGGAGGCCGUGAAAGCGGACCAGGCCAGGCUGGAAGACUUUAGAAAAGAAAGGACGCAGUACGCCUCGGAGCUGAACAGGCUGCGGGCAGAGGUGGAGAAAAACGCCCAUCUGCAGCUGGACCUGGAGGGGCAGCUCAUCAACAUGCAGGAGAACUUUAAAGGAGACAUCAGUCAGUAUCAGAUGAUUAUUGAAGAGCUGGAACAUGAGCGCCAGCUUUUGGCCAACACUAUUUCAGAAAAGCUGAAAGACCAUCAGGACCUUCUUCAGGUUAAGAUGGGGCUCAGUCUGGAAGUGGCAGCAUACAGGGCGCUACUGGAAGGAGAACGAAAACAUGCUCAGAUGAGGUCUGAUCAGCAUUCAAGAGAGAGAAUAAUAGAUAUCAGAUUACCAGCUCAGUACGCUCCAAGGGUCUCCACCAGUCAGCCAGAAGUGAGAAGGCAUUUCACAGCAUAUGAUGCGAGGUAUAUGGAGCCCAUUUCCAGCAUUAGAACCUCUACUGUAUCCAGUCAGUUUGACUCCCAAAGAGCCUCCAGGGUUGUGCCCAUUGCUGUGUCAAAACAUGCCCAUCAGAGUCCUGCAGCAAGAAGGGAUAUGAUCUCUUUCACCAAAGCAACUCAAGCAGCAGCUGCAGCAAGUAUAGCCAAACCUGGAGUCUCAGCCAGUGACAGAACCAAAGAAGUGGUGGAGGAGAAGAGUGUGAAAAUCAAAGGAUUGUCACAAGACCAGUCAGUAAAGGGAAGCAAAUCAGUCUCCACUGCCUCACCAACAGCAGAACAGAAAUCAAUGAGAGUUGUGUCACCUCCCAUGAUGAGCCUCAGCACCAAUGAGGAAAGCCAAGUUGUUGAUAAGCAAAACGAGAGAAAGUAUGAGAGAGCAGAAACAGAUUAUACCAAGAAAACAGUGAAAUCUGGUGAAGUACAGUUUGUCCAGGAAGAAGAGUUCAAGCAUGAAGAUCGGAAAGAUUUGAAAGAGUCUGUAAAUGUGGAACCAAAGAAAUUUGCAGGAGAGGAAAAAGUAUUGGACUCUGUGUCCAUGGAAGAAAUUAUUGAGAAGGUCAUGAAGCCUGCUGGCCUGGACACAAAGCUUAGUCCAUCUAUUGACUCAAAGAUCACAUACCAUGUAGAGAAAACACAGCAAGAGGAUGGAAGCACCAAGACUCAGAUAGUCCUGCAGUCAAAAGUGGAAGAGAAUCUGGAUGUGUCAGAUGACUCUGCUCUGGAGGAACUCCUCAGUAAGGGAGUGAAAAAAGUCUCCCUGGAGGAUAUUGAGGGAACCCCAACAGGAAGCAUGAUUCAAAAUCUGCUAAGCCUUGGUCUGAAAGGCGAAAGUCUAGAAAACAAGUCUGUUAAUGUGGAGAUAAUAGAGGAACCAGUGGAUUCUCAAAGUGACGAAGAAGGGGAGGUUGACAUUGAAGAGAUUGUGGAGGUAAAAUCCAAACCUUACUUCAAACCUUCAACAAUGUUCUUCCAGAUUGAAGAGCCAGAGAAUGAACCUCAGCCUACUGUAAAAUAUGAGAGUACCAGCGAGAAUGUGACAACUUCAGGGUAUGGCGAGAGUGGAUCUGUGCAGGUCCAGGAGGUGUCCAAAGAGGACAGUCUCCCCUACUAUUCCCAGGGCCAAGAGACUCAAGAGUACUUUGUUUCCACCCCUGAGGACAAUAUGUCUGAAUCUGAGGAGGGUGGUGGAUUUAUGUCUUAUGGACAUUAUGGAGUGGUGGACGACCUGUCAGAUGAAAGAUACUACCAGGAAGAAGGUCUUCCUACAAACAGAAGAUACUCAGAUGAAGAUGACAGUAACAGAGAAUCACCUGAAUAUGUCAAAAGAGAACCUUUUCCACAGUGCAUCAUUGAGGAGGAGAUACGUGUUUCUCCCGUAGUGCAAGAGUCCGUGCUAGAGAUCCUGAAAGAGGAGUCUCUGAACCCAAGAGAGCAGCUGAGGGGAGCCCUGGAACAGCUAGAGUGCACAGUGUCUGGAUCACUGAAAGAAGAACUUGCUCUUCUCACACAGGCUGGUGAGACCUGUGAGGGUAUCUCUGUUGACAUUAAGAAGGCAGACCCUGCAGAUGAUGGAACGAUGACCUUUGUGGCAGAGCUCAAUGUUUCUCAGACUCUGGAGGAGUCUGGGCUGCUGGAUGAUCAGACAGAGGACCUGUCCCAAGAACAGUUUUUGGCAGCACUGCGGUCCUCAAACCCUGGACUCCACCAGGCCCUCAGUGCUGGAGCUGGUGGAAGCUAUACCACGAGAGUCUCCAAAGAGGAGGUCCAAUCAGAGGGAAUGCCGUGGAUGACCAGCCUAGAAGAAACUGAAGACUGGAGCUCGGCUGCUGAAGCUGGAAAAACAGAAAAAGUCAUCAAGCUGGGGCCUAAUGAGAGAUCCUUCACAUUUCAAAUGGAUAUCAACAACAGCUCAUCUGGGUCAACAAGCUUAGAAGGGGUGGAUUCCCAAGGACAGAGAAGCGAUGGAGCCAGUGUCCAAGAGUUCCUACAAACCCAGAUGAUUGACCCUUCUUUAAAGGUCCGACAUGAGAAAAAAAUUGCUACUGUUUACCUUGAAAGCCCCACGGAUGACUAAGUGAAAUCCAAAUAAAAUCACCCUGCAGCUUUACAUUACAUUUUGAAGUAUAGACAGCAUUGUUUUUCGUGAUGCUUACAGAGAGCAAGGUGAUUUUCUCAAAUCAGAUUUGGUUACUUUGCCUGACCAGAUACAUGUGUUUGGACACAGUGUGAGCCAUUGGCUAUUUUUGCAGUUUACACUUCAAGGAAAUAAUCAGACACGCUCUACACACUGCAAUGAUAUCUCAGUAGUGAAAUCAUGUUAUUUACUCUAAUAUUUCUCAUUUUGAGAUUAUUGUAAGAAUAUUACAAGGCUAUUUAAAGGGCUCAUACCCCAGGUCCACUGGCAUUUGUGUAGUUUUAUUAACCAAAGAUAGUCAUAAUUCAUUUUUUAAAUGCUCAAUUUCCAACUUUUUAUGCCUUAAAAAUAAAAAGGCUUAUCUAAGGAAUGAUGUUUGCUCUGAUUGGUUGACCUGGAUUGUCAGAAUCAGCAGAAACACUCCAUGUAACGUCAACAUUAAUGAGCGGGGCUAAACCGCUGUAAGCUGAACAGGUGGAUAUGUAAAUGUGUUGGUUUUUGUGAUGUCACAGAACCAGGGGAUCAGAAACUGUUUUUUUGCAGUUUAGUUCCCAUAUAGAGACUUUCUUGACUGGAGUGAACGUCAUGUUUUGUCAUAUUUGUGGAAUAGAUAUAAUUUCCUAAAAAAAAGGAAAAAACUGUUAUAGAAAUCAAUUGAAUGAGGAAGUCUUAUAAAAUCUCAUAAUGAGAAAUAUUAAAUAUAUUGACCAGGUUUAUGAUUUCACUUGGCAAGACAUAGAAAACUGAACUCUUAUUUCGUGCUCAGAAUUACAUCAUGAAAUGAGUGAAAGGACGGUGGCAUCACUGUGUCCUGUAAAACCACAGAAAUCAGUAAUAAUUCAAAACUGCAAAUAGCUCAUAGCUCAGCUAAACCUAUAUUUAAAUCACUGCUUUCUGUUAGUGAUCCUCGGUUUUUCCAUUAUUCACUCUCUCAUAUCCUUUAUUUCUAAAUAUUGUCUUGAUCUAUAUUUUUCUACUAGCUACAUAAUCUAUGUAUUUUAUUUUGAUGAUACAGUCUCACUUUAGCUGAAGUCCACUUUUUUCAUUACUAAGGUCCACUUUGUCUAACAGUUAAACCUAUUUACAACUAUUUUCUGUGUUUGUGGCUUUUACCAGAGCACUAAGAAAAUAAUUUAAGAAGUAAAAGUAAAAUGAACAGAAAACUAAGUAUAGAUGCUGAAGAGGUGCGAAUAAGAUGUAGAGAGGAGUGUUCCUAUUACUGCAAUUGUGAAAGGCUCAUUUUAGCCUAUGUAAGGAGUGAAAUGUGGUGGGAUAUUUCUUGCAGUACUAAUAUUCGAUCAUAACCACUAAGAAGACUUAUAGAGUAUAGCCUAAAUUUGAGUACUGUCAGUGUCUGACUCUGUGAUUAACAGGAAAUUUCAGACUGUCCUUCCUGUCUUUCUUAGAUCCUUUAAUCCUUAAAUAACAUUAGAGUGGUAUUCACUAAUCCAGCUCCCCCACACUUCCAAGAUGAGGGCUUUUACAUUGCUCUCUGCAAAGUGUGUGUAGAGGGAGAGAGAGAGAGAGGGAGAGAGAGGGAGAGAGAGAGCAGUUUUCUCUCAACAAUAAGAAUGUAGGGCAAGUGUUCACUCUAGACGUGUCUAAAUGCAGUAGAACUGUAGUUCGGUGGCAUUAAGUCUGUCAAGGCCUGGAACUCAGAACCAGGAUUUGCUGUAGGAAGUUUGCAUAACGAGUGGCUAUUUUAGGACCGUUGCUCAUGCUUCACACGCUGGUAGUGGAGGGAACGAGAAGGAGAGGUGAGAGUACGUAGAGUAAGCCUGUUUGGAGUGCUCUGGUAACGCAGGAUUCCUGGAGAGGGUUUACAGGUUAUCAGAACAUGAUGGUGGACAGUCAAAUGCAAUAUUAUGUGUUGUGGUUUGGUCAUUUUCAAAAAUCACGUGCAUGUGCAUCUUCUGUUCUACAUUUUUGCCAUUAAUGGUUUUCUUAUUCUUGUCACAUAUACUAUGAUAAUGCAAGACUAUGCAUAGUUAUCUGUAUUGCACUCGUAUUCUCUUGAUAGCUUGCAUUCAGGUUGGUGCAAGUAUAGCAGCUCUCUGCAUCUGAAGGCUUCCAUUUAGCUCUGCUGUAAUCUCUUCUAGCCAAGGUUUAAGUCACCUAGUGACUGGCCCAGGUGACAGUUUUGUGCCUCUUUCCAGUGGUGGUGGUUAUGAACGUUUUAACCUCUUUAAAGGGAUUCCACCAAUUUUUCAAAAUUUCAGUGGUUGAGGUGUAAACAAAGUCAUUCAGAGUGGCUUGAUGUGAAAUUUACCAACUGUGAUGUCUUUACAGUGAUGGUGAAAGGAACCUGAGGUCGCAAUGCCUACAAGGCAAAUGUAGCCGUUUUAUUUCUUAUUCAAAAUGAACAGUAAACAUACACGUAUCUUCUGAGUUUUUAUAUUUUGAUAAUGGUUUUAAAAAAAAAAAAGCAUCUCUUUAGGGACUGUUUUGCCUUACAACGGCUGUCUGCCACAAAUGGAUUAAAAAAUAUAUGUUUUAGGUAAAAACCUUCGCAAAACUAUUGUAAACCAAUUUCUCAGCCAUCAGGCAGCAUAUCCAUAACCAUUUAAUAAAAUGAUUUUCUGUGAGGGAGCUUUUAGAGGCAUUAAACUCUAAAUUCGUCAGACGUCUGGUUCCUAUCACCACCACUGUGAGCAAUUCUGGUGUGGCAAGUAUCUCAUGACAAGUUACAUCAGCUGCGAACAACUUUGUUUACGACUUUGAUCUUAGUCAAGAUGCAAAAUGCAAAUAAAUAAUACAUUUUGAAAAAAUUGUGGUACUUGCUAUUUCGUUACCUAACGCUUUGAUAAAAAAACAUUAGUGAUCACUCGGGAUGGUGUUAGCUCAGCUUUUUGAUUUCUUUUAAUCUCUUUUACUUCUUUGCGACACUUUUUAUAUGAUAUACACAUAGUGUAACAAAGCUUACUGCCGCAUUCAGAAAUGCUUGAGGGAGAGGGCACAAAUGCAGUUAGAGGUUGAUGAAGCUUCACAGCUGAAAGAGGGGACUCCAUCUAUGAUUCUGACGUUUGGCAGCUUUUCUGUCCACAUGUAGCCUGGGCAGUGGUUCACACCUCAAAAACAAUAAAAGCAACUCUCGUGUGCUUCA